Messenger RNA from Vitis vinifera (wine grape), 1956 nucleotides. RefSeq lists its product as uncharacterized. Lineage: Eukaryota; Viridiplantae; Streptophyta; Magnoliopsida; Vitales; Vitaceae. The record is from RefSeq and is a predicted model, not a curated record. Gene Ontology annotation, molecular function: protein binding. The transcript is spliced from 7 exons. Bases 271 to 1746 code for a protein of 491 amino acids.
AUAAUCACAGCAUCCGAUUCUGUCUUCCCUAAUGCUGAGCGCCCCCACUGACCCCCACUCUUGCUUUACCCUUUCCUCCUCUCUUUUUUCGUUUGUCUCUUUCAACUUUUUUCUCUAUACUCCACACUCACUCUUCUUGGAGACACUAUACUUUUGAUGAAUGCCAUAAGCCCAGAUGUGAAUUAGGGUUUUUGGCCAAUGCACGCAUUUCGUCUUCACUUCUGACUUGUUCUUGGACUGUUUGGGACUUUUUUCUUGAGUGCAGCAGUGAUGGGUAAGAGUGUUUUGGUGUUGGUUCUCACUCUCGUGGUUUUGUCUGGCGGGGUCUCAUCAGCUUCGGCUACUGCUUCUCCUGCAAAGAUUGUUACUGGGUUUGUCUCAGAUGCUGUUCCUGUUGUGAUGAAAUGGCUCUGGUCUCUUAAAGCUACCACCAAAACAGCGAUUUCUAGCCGGUCGAUGAUGAAGUUUGAGAGUGGGUACACAGUUGAGACCGUGUUUGAUGGAAGCAAGCUUGGAAUUGAACCCUACUCAAUUGAGGUUUUGGGCAGUGGGGAACUUCUGAUUCUGGAUUCUGCUAACAGUAACCUGUACAAGAUCUCUUCCUCACUGUCUCAAUAUACCAGACCAAAGCUGGUCACUGGAUCCGCUGAAGGAUACUCUGGACAUGUAGAUGGGAGGCUCAGAGAGGCAAGGAUGAAUCAUCCGAAGGGGCUUACUGUGGAUGACAGAGGAAACAUUUAUGUUGCAGAUACCUUGAAUAUGGCCAUCAGGAAGAUAAGUGAUGCAGGGGUUACAACAAUUGCAGGGGGGAAGCUGGGCCGUGGAGGGGGGCAUGUAGAUGGGCCAAGUGAAGAUGCAAAGUUUUCUAAUGAUUUUGAUGUGGUGUACAUUGGCAGCAGUUGCUCCCUACUUGUCAUAGACAGAGGAAACCAGGCAAUUCGGGAGAUCCAACUUCAUUUUGAUGACUGUGCUUAUCAAUAUGGAAGUGGUUUCCCUCUAGGGAUUGCAGUGCUUAUUGCUGCUGGGUUUUUUGGUUACAUGCUGGCACUUCUGCAACGUAGAGUGGGCACAAUUGUGUCCUCUGAAAAUGAUCAGGCAAAUCCAAGUAUUGCCCAUAGUACAUAUCAAAAGCCUCUGAAAUCAGUCAGGCCACCGCUAAUCCCUACUGAAGAUGAGAUGGAAAGGCAAGAAGAAGGCUUCUUUGGGUCCCUUGGGAAGCUUUUUGUCUAUGCUGGGGCAUGUAUUGCAGAAAUCUUUGGAGGAAUGAUUCCAGGAUUGAAGAAGAAGCCACACAGCUAUCAAUACCAAAACCAACAAAAUUACCAGCAACCACAAAAACAUUCUAAUGCUUGGCCAUUGCAAGAGAGCUUUGUGAUACCUGAUGAGGAUGAGCCCCCCUCUAUUGAUACUAGGACCCCUACUCCGCGAAAAACCUAUCCAUUCAUGUCCAAGGAUGCAGAAAAGAUGCAUCAAAUCAGACAAAGCCGUGCUUUUGUAAGUGGGUGGGAUGGUGAUUUCCAGCAACAGCAGAAACAACAUCAUCAUCGCCAUUAUUCUUCCACCCCGCAUACUUAUUACGAGCAGAACUGUGAGAAAACCAAUGAGAUUGUCUUUGGGGCUGUUCAGGAGCAGCAAGUCCGGCGUGAACCUGUGGAUAUAAAGCCUGUGAACUAUGGAGAUCCCAUCUAUGAUCAUCACAAUAUUCGCUCUCGUAUCCAUUCAAAGGGUUACACCCAGGGCUAUUGAUCAUAUAUACAUAUGAGAUUUUAGUAUUCUAGUCUCAUUCCAUUUCGAUAUGCCUCCCUGGGGAUUUAGUUAUAGGUGGUAUCAAGAUUCCUUUUUGAUGAAUGGAAUGAAGGAGCAACUUAAAACACCAUGUAAGGUUUACUCUGUCUUGCCAAAACAUUGUAGCCUGUGUUUGGAAAUGUUUGCUCCUAUAAAAAUGGUUUGAAGAUA